CUUUAGUCCUCUUCAUCUCUCCACAUUGAUUAUCCAAGCCUGUCUACAGCUCCUCCCUCUCCUGAUCCCAGCUCUCAGCCUGCUGAGUUCCCAGGAGUGCAGGGGUGUCUUUUUCACAAAGAGGGAGGGGGAUAGAAAAAAAAAAAGCCCUUUUUAAAAAGUCUUCUCUGCCUUCCUGGUCAGAAUACCUGUGCAGACCUGGCAAGGUGGACACCCUUUAACCAGAGGACCAUGCCCCCUCAAGACCUGUCCAUGGAGUACACGUCACACUUUGCACCCCCUGUGCCACCACACAAUCCUAAGCCUCUACCUACAGAUGGGUGUCAAGAGAGGAACCUGAAAUGCGUGCUUCUGGGAGAUGGUGCGGUGGGCAAGACCAGCCUUCUGGUCAGCUACACCACCAAUGGCUACCCGACUCGAUACAUUCCUACGGCGUUCGAUGACUUCUCAGCUCUGGUGCAAGUUGACAACACCCCAGUGAAGCUGCAGCUGUGUGAUACCGCAGGCCAGGAUGAAUUUGACAAGCUGCGCCACUUUUGUUACCCAAAAACCGACGUCGUCAUCCUGUGCUUCAGCGUGGUCAGCCCAUCGUCCUUUCAGAAUAUAUCAGAAAAGUGGAUUUCUGAGAUCCAGUGUCACUGCCCCAAUGUGCCAGUCGUUUUAGUGGGUACUCAGUGUGACCUUCGGGAGGACGUCAAAAUCAUGAUCCAGCUGGCACGGUACCGGGAAAAACCUGUACCCCUAUCCUCUGCCAAAGCCCUUGCUGAGAAAAUCGGGGCUGUGGGUUAUGUUGAAUGCUCCGCUCUUACUCAAAAGAAUCUGAAAGAGGUGUUUGACAUGGCCAUCUUUUCUGCCCUCCGUUUUUCUGACCUUCAAAACCAGAGGGAGAGAAAAGUGGCCGCUACUGCCAGCAAAAUGAAAACGCUAUCCAAAGCUUGGUGGAAAAAGUAUGUGUGUGUAUAGACUCUGAGCCAUUUUCUUGACUCGCAGCCAAGUGCCUUAUGACAAGAGCUAGCACUCAAGACCAAACAAGAGGCCAUUCCUGGACUAAUGUUCUCAAAUUCCCAGGUGCAUUAAAAUGAGGUGGGGCACGGACUGAACAAAUCACAAAGCCCUUGGGAGAGACUGUACCUGGGCACUACACUAACCUACAUAACGACCUUCUGACAUUCAUUCUUUGAGGGAUAUAUCCAAAUUGCACCUAUGUUUACACUGGAUAAGAUUCCGAGAUGAAAUAGGUCAGAAAGAAGCUUGGUGACCAGGAUGGUGCCUAUACAGGACUAAUAUAAUGAUUAUUUUGAUAAGCUGCCUUCUGAUGGUGGCUGAAUUUCUUAAAUAGCUUCUGUUUUAAGGAGCGUGCAAAAAAUUGGCUUCUAAUACUAUGUAUUAGCAUUGACACCUGUGUCUGUGAGCUAAAGGAUGACUUGACCACUUGUACUGUUUAAACCAAGUAGACUGCUUGGCCAACCUAAGACUCUGCAGCUGCUGUGAAACUGCAAAUCAUGACCUGCUGGGACUUGUUGUUCUGUAGCAGUGAAGGAGGCUAGGCUUACUCAAAUCUUUUUCAGUCGCUUCUUCCAUAGAUAUAAGUGUGCGGUCAUCCUUUGCCAUAACACAUCCGAUUCCUGUUUCUAUCCGUCUCUUUAAUGAAGCUUUAAAAGCAUUUGUUUGGGACAAAAAUUAUCUCAUUUCAUGUGAUUCUGUUUUCAAAUAAAAUCACUUUUUGUAAAUGAAA
This is a messenger RNA of Rana temporaria (common frog), 1735 nucleotides long. RefSeq names its product rho-related GTP-binding protein RhoU-like. NCBI's taxonomy places the organism in Eukaryota, Metazoa, Chordata, Amphibia, Anura, Ranidae. Gene Ontology annotation, biological process: small GTPase-mediated signal transduction. The record is from RefSeq and is a predicted model, not a curated record. The coding region runs from base 232 to 963 and encodes 243 amino acids. Gene Ontology annotation, molecular function: GTPase activity; GTP binding. The transcript has 3 exons.